GGUCUCCGGUAGGAGCUGUAGAACGGCUGCGGCAUUCCACCUGACCAAACCGCUGCCGAGGGCAGCGUGACGAGCUGCAGGGAGCAGUUCCACAGCGCCCGGCGCCCCACCAUGGCGAGCAGGGGUUCCGCGGCGUCCAGCCCCUCACGGCGGCGAGCAGAGGUCACCACACAUCCCGGGCCUUCCCGGUGGCGAGCAGAGGUUGUUGAAAAAUGCCCACAGCAUUGCUACCUGCUGAUGAACAGAGAAGGAAUGAAUCAGAGAAUCAAAGAAUGGUGGCUGUCUUGGCUGUCUGAACAGUGUGUGCAUGUUGGAACUGGGAGGCUCACAGUUUCCAAAGCAGCAACAGAAGUAAUCUUAAAUGUCCCUGAAACUAGGGUGAGUCCUUUGGAAAAUGGCUUGCAAGUAGCUUCUGAAGACUCUGGACUCUCAACAUGCACGGUUGGACUUUGGAUUGAUGCUGGAAGCAGAUAUGAAAAUGAGAAGAACAAUGGGACUGCUCACUUUCUUGAGCAUAUGGCUUUCAAGGGAACUAAGAAGAGAUCUCAGUUAGACCUCGAACUGGAGAUAGAGAACAUGGGGGCUCAUCUGAAUGCGUACACAUCCAGGGAGCAAACUGUGUAUUAUGCAAAGGCUUUUUCAAAAGAUUUACCUAGAGCUGUGGAAAUUCUUGCUGACAUCAUUCAGAACAGUACCCUGGGAGAGGCAGAGAUUGAGCGUGAGCGAGGAGUUAUACUUCGAGAGAUGCAAGAGGUUGAAACCAAUUUGCAGGAAGUUGUCUUUGAUUACCUUCAUGCCACAGCCUACCAGAACACAGCCCUAGGACGGACAAUUUUAGGACCCACUGAAAAUAUCAAAUCCAUAAAUCGUAAUGACUUGGUGGAGUACAUAACAACACAUUACAAAGGACCCAGAAUGGUCUUGGCUGCUGCUGGAGGGGUCUCUCAUGAUGAACUGCUUGACCUGGCGAAGUGCCAUUUUGGUAACUUGCCAUCUGCUCCAGAAGGAGGACUGCCACCCCUGCCACCUUGUAGCUUCACAGGUAGUGAGAUUCGGAUAAGGGAUGACAAGAUGCCCCUGGCACACCUGGCCAUUGCCGUGGAAGCAGCCGGCUGGGCAGACCCGGAUACAAUCCCACUCAUGGUAGCCAAUACGCUGAUUGGGAACUGGGAUCGGUCCUUUGGAGGAGGAGUGCAGAAUUUGUCCAGUAAACUUGCUCAGACUGCCUGCCAUGGUAACCUGUGUCACAGUUUCCAGUCGUUCAAUACCUGCUACACUGACACAGGGCUGUGGGGACUCUAUAUGGUCUGUGAGCCCUCCACUAUUGAGGACAUGGUGCAUUUUGUUCAGAGAGAAUGGAUAAGACUUUGCACAAGUGUUACAGAAAAUGAAGUAGCUCGAGCAAAAAAUCUUCUAAAGACAAAUAUGCUGCUACAACUUGAUGGGUCCACACCAAUCUGUGAAGACAUUGGAAGACAAAUGCUGUGUUAUAAGCGCCGAAUCCCAAUCCCAGAACUUGAGGCAAGAAUUGAAGCUAUUGAUGCCCAGACUAUUAGAGAAAUCUGCACGAAGUACAUCUGUGAUAAGCAUCCUGCAGUUGCUGCCGUGGGUCCAAUUGAACAACUUCCAGAGUAUAGCAAAAUCUGCAGUGGUAUGAAUUGACUUCAAGAGUAAUGAAUAACAAGAACUUCCAGCAUAUUU
This is a messenger RNA of Ficedula albicollis (Collared flycatcher), 1701 nucleotides long. RefSeq names its product peptidase, mitochondrial processing beta subunit (gene PMPCB). NCBI's taxonomy places the organism in Eukaryota, Metazoa, Chordata, Aves, Passeriformes, Muscicapidae. Gene Ontology annotation, cellular component: mitochondrion. Gene Ontology annotation, molecular function: metal ion binding; metalloendopeptidase activity. The transcript is spliced from 14 exons. The record is from RefSeq and is a predicted model, not a curated record. The coding region runs from base 112 to 1662 and encodes 516 amino acids.